GUAUGUUUAUAGAGAGUAUGAUAACGUGGUGGUUGCAGCCUGCAGGACCUGGCGACUAACAGACCACACAGUCACUCCUACGGCUGUGUGGAGAGGAUGGCUAUGGCUGUGUCAUGGUCGCCACCCACCACAUUUUCACCAUCGCCUAAGUUCAAAUCAUUAGGACGGCGCCAUUGCCGCUGCUCUGCAAUUUCCCAAGCAGAUGGAUCUUCCUCGCAGCCUACCACUUCCUCUACUUAUCGCCCUGCUGUCAUUCUUCCAGGACUAGGAAACAAUUCCAACGAUUAUCAGAAAUUGGCUCUCAUAUUAAAGGACUAUGGAAUUCCAUCAGUGAUUGCAAAGGUUUCAAGAAUUGAUUGGCUGAGGAAUGCUGCAGGUUUGGCAGAUGCAAAUUAUUGGAGAGGAACACUCCGUCCUCGGCCCGUUCUUGAUUGGUAUUUCAAAAGAAUUGACGAUGCUAUCAGUGAGGCAAAGAAUUUGGGUCAAGGUGGGAGUGGGGCUUUAUCCUUUAUUGGCCAUUCCGCAGGAGGAUGGCUAGCACGUGUUUAUAUGCAAGAGUUUGGGCUAUCUGGCAUCACCCUGUUACUGACUCUGGGGACCCCUCACCUCCCACCACCUAAAGGCUUGCCGGGAGUCAUUGACCAAACAAGGGGCCUAUUGGAUUAUGUUGAAAAGCAUUGUGCAAAGGCUGUUUAUACUCCAGAACUUAGAUACGUAUGUGUAGCAGGAAGGUACAUUCAGGGCGAACGUUUCCUUGGCUCCGAUACAAAUUAUGGCUCCACGGUUUUGGUUGAUGUUAACCAGCCAUUGCCUGAUACUGCUGCUCUAAGAAGUAUGGACACAUCUACUGCAACACCUAAUACUUUGCAAGCACGAUUUGUUGGUCAAGGCUACAAACAGGUUUGUGGGCAAGCUGAUGUUUGGGGUGAUGGAGUUGUGCCUGAAAUCUCAGCACACCUGGAAGGCGCUCUUAAUAUAACUCUGGAUGGAGUUUACCACUCACCUGUCGGUUCCGAUGACACCACGAGGCCAUGGUAUGGCUCUCCAGCCAUUGUUGAAAAAUGGAUCCCACAUCUCCUUAACUAAUCUAUAAAGUAAUGAACCAAGUGAAAACUAGACUGGCAGUGUAAGCUUUUGUAUAUGCUGUAGUUUCAUUUUAUAUACAAUGUAGUUUCAUUACAAC
Messenger RNA from Ipomoea nil (Japanese morning glory), 1183 nucleotides. RefSeq lists its product as uncharacterized. Bases 97 to 1086 code for a protein of 329 amino acids. The transcript is spliced from 7 exons. NCBI's taxonomy places the organism in Eukaryota, Viridiplantae, Streptophyta, Magnoliopsida, Solanales, Convolvulaceae. The record is from RefSeq and is a predicted model, not a curated record. Gene Ontology annotation, cellular component: chloroplast.